UAUCAAGAUAUAUGGAAACCAGUAAUUGGAGAAACCUUGCACUGUAUCCAUGAAAGAAACAACGAUCAUGAUCGUUAUGCGAUAGCAUCAACCAAACGACUUCCAGGCCGCUUAUCUGAUUCAGUUGUGGAGCAUUUACCAAGAGAGAUUUCCAGGUACACGCGCUUUAUAAUUUCAAGAGGAGGAAACGUUAAAGUAACGGUAGUUGAUUCUAAGUAUCGCCGAUCCCCUCUCAUGCAGGGUGGUCUUGAAAUUCUUGUCACUGUUUGCAUCGAAAUCCACUGCACCUCGAAGAAUGUUUCAGUGUUGGAACGGUACAAGAAACUUGUGAAUAAAAAUUACAAGGAACCAAAAAAAGGCAAUUUUGACGACUGCACGACAGAUAUUCAAAGGGAUUUUCUCGAAGACAGUAAUUCAGAUGAAGAUGAGUAG
This is a messenger RNA of Porites evermanni, 432 nucleotides long. NCBI's taxonomy places the organism in Eukaryota, Metazoa, Cnidaria, Anthozoa, Scleractinia, Poritidae. The record is from the annotation of a GenBank genome assembly.